AUGGAACGAUACUUUAAGAGAAGGUUCGCAUCAACUACUUCUAGUUCGGAUAAUGUAGGUAGUUCGAGUUCGAGAGAUGUGGAUAUUUCUAGAGAUGUGGAUAGUUCGAAAGAAAGUGAGUUGCAAGAUAUCUUAGCUAAUCUUAUUGCAGACCCUGGACUUCGACCUCAAAUGUUGGAUUAUGAUCCUAACAUUAGAGACGAAGUUCGAAGAGCAUAUCUACAAAAGGGUCCAUGUCAGCCCAAGGAUCACACAUUUCCACAAAUUGAUCUUUCAGGAAUUGGUCAAGGGUGUAGCGACGCCUUCACAGAGAUGGGUUUUAGGAAUUUGAAGAAGAAAGAUAAAAUUAGGCAACAUGUUGGACCUGUUGGAAGUGUUCAUAAUCAAUCUAGACAGUAUUGUGUGGAUCUUAUGAAUCAAAAGCAACACAUUCGAACAGUUUUGAUAAAGCAAUCAGAGCAAGCUCGUAUUGAUUAUCGUAUUUGCUUGACAGCUUCUCUUGAUUGUGUGAGAUUUUUAUUGAGGCAAGGUCUUCCUUUUCGUGUGCAUGAUGAGAGUGACACUUCAAGCAACAAGGGGAAUUAUUUAGAGCUCUUACAGUUUCUUGUUGAUCAUGAUGAGAAAGUGAAGGCCGUUGUGUUAGAAAAUGCUCCCGGGAAUCUCAAGUUAAUAGCUCCAAAAAUUCAAAAAGAUCUUGUGAAUACUUGUGCCACUGAAACUAUUAAGAAAAUCAUCAAGGAUAUGGAUAGUGCAUUCUUCUCUUUAUUAGUUGAUGAAUCACGUGAUGUGUCAGUAAAAGAACAGAUGGCGGUGGUGUUUUGUUAUGUUGACAAAAGUGGGGAUGUAAUUGAGAGGUUUGUGGGCAUUCAACAUGUUAGCGAUACUACAUCAAACUCACUCAAGGAGGCUAUUGACACAUUGUUUGCAAGAGAGGAAUUGAGCAUUUCCAUGCUAAGAGGACAAGGAUAUGAUGGAGCUAGUAAUAUGAAGGGUGAGUUCAAUGGUCUUAAAACACAGAUUUUGAGAGAAAAUCCUUGUGCCUAUUAUAUUCAUUGUUUUGCACAUCAACUUCAAUUAGCUCUUGUGGCCGUGGCAAAGGGAAAUGCUGAUAUUGCCACUUUCUUCACAUCUUGCAAUAGCUUGGUUAAUAUUGUUGGAGCAUCGUGCAAGCGUCGUGACAUUCUUAGAGAUCAACUACAAAAGGAUGUUACGGAAGCUGUAGAAAAAGAUACUUUUCCAACAGGGCGAGGCUUAAAUCAAGAAACUUGUCUCAAGCGUCCCGGUGAUACACGUUGGAACUCACAUUAUGGUACAUUACUUAGUAUCAUUUUCAUGUUUAAAUCUGUGGUGAAAGUGCUCAAAUUUAUUAUUGAGGAUGGCUCCACUGAUAAUCUAGGUGAAGCAAAUAGGUCAUUGAGAGAAAUACAAUCUUUUGAGUUUGUAUUUCACCUAUUUUUCAUGAGAUCUAUAUUGGGAGCCACAAAUGACUUGUCACAAGCAUUACAGAGGAAAGACCAAGAUAUUGAGAAUGUAAUGACUUUAGUCAAAGUUUGCAAGGACCAACUACAACACAUGAGAGAGAAUGCAUUUGAAGCCUUGCUUGAUCAAGUAUCUUCCUUUUGUGCCAAACAUGAUAUCUUGGUUCCAAACAUGGAUGAUGCAUAUGUAGCUCAAUGGAGAUCACAUCGGAGAGCUCCUAUAAUAACACACCUCCAUCAUUAUCGUGUGGACAUCUUUAUUCAAAUCAUUGAGUGGCAACUUGCGGAAUUAAAUCGUCGCUUUAGUGAGGUAAAUACUGAGUUACUUCUUUGUUUGACAUGUUUGAGUCCAGAUGAUUCAUUCAUAGCUUUUGACAAACAAAAGCUAUUUCGUUUUGCUGAAUUUUAUCCUCAAGAUUUUAAUUCCCGAGAUCUCUUGGCACUUGAAGAUCAACUUGAGAUUUAUAUUACUCAUAUGCGUACGAUGACUGAUUUUUCUCAAUUGAAAGGGAUUGGUCGCCUUGCAAGAAAAAUGGUGGAGAAAGGGUUGCAUAGAACAUAUAAUUAUGUUUAUUUGCUGAUCAGCUUAGCCUUAACUUUACCGGUUGCAAUUGCUUCUGUGGAGAGAGCAUUUUCUGCUAUGAAUAUUGUGAAAGGUCCACUUCGCAACCGAAUGGGAGAUCAAUGA
Molecule: messenger RNA, 2166 nt
Organism: Prunus persica (peach)
Lineage: Eukaryota; Viridiplantae; Streptophyta; Magnoliopsida; Rosales; Rosaceae
Product: zinc finger MYM-type protein 1-like
Exons: 2
Coding region: 1-2166 (721 amino acids)
Source: RefSeq, a predicted model, not a curated record